Messenger RNA from Corylus avellana, 3264 nucleotides. NCBI's taxonomy places the organism in Eukaryota, Viridiplantae, Streptophyta, Magnoliopsida, Fagales, Betulaceae. The record is from RefSeq and is a predicted model, not a curated record.
AUGACUACAAAGAUUGCCAUUUCUUUUGGGAAAGGCCUGGGAAAGCUUAUCAAGGUAGAUGCUUUAAGUGGUGAAAAGAAAACGUUUAGAAGCUUUCUAAGGCUUCUUGUGGACAUUGAAGUGGGGAACCCUCUGAAGCCUGGGUUCAUUUUUCGUAGAGAUGGAGGUGAGUCUCUCUGGAUUUUUCUGAAAUAUGAGAGAUUGGAUAUAUACUGCUCUUCUUGUGGAAGGAUUGGUCAUAAACUCUUCCAUUGCACUGCUCCACCCGAAGAUAGAUUUCCUGAGAAGUAUGCUGUUUCUCUCCAAGUUAACAUCUUCUCUAACAUGCUGUCAAACUUCCCCAUUACAAAAACCUGCCCUGCCAUUGCCAUAACCCAAACACAACCUUCAUCUUCUCAAAAUAGGACAAAUGAGUUAACUCAGUCUAGUGAAGCUAGCCGAACUCCUGUUCACAAUGCCCAAACUCAGCUAGACUCUACACGUCUCAUGCAGCAGAAAAUAUCUCAAACAUUUGUGACAUCACUCCCCACCUCUCCUUCAUUAAAUGCCAUCACCUUUAUCCCCUCCACCGCUUCUGCUCAGGACAACACAGCCAUACCACCAACUCCUUCAAUAAAUGCCAUCACCUUUAUCCCCUCCACCGCUACUGUUCUGGACAACACAGCCAUACCACCAACUCCACAUCAAUCUCUUAUCCAUCCCAUAUCCCAACCUCCAAAACAGUUAUCUCCUCACUCCCAAUGCUCGUUAGUUUCGAACCAGGAUCUACCUGGGCCCUCCACUAAAGCCCAACCUUCUCUAUUCAUUAGUCUCCCAUUAAGCCCAAACAUGUCUCUACCUCUCCCCUCCACAUCAGAAUUCACUUUCAAGCCAACGGUAUUAACUAACCCUUCAACUCUACCCGGGAAAAAAAUUUCAAACAAUUCCAAAAAAGCUAGCCCCUCAAAAAACACUCGUUCUUCCCUCUUCCCACCACGCCUACACAAACCUGUAAAGCCUUCCCCUCCAGGUUAUAACCCUCCUCUGGUUAAAAAGAAAAGAGCUAGGCUGACUGGGGAUCUUCUCCCAUGUAAGAAAGGCUCUUGUAGCUCGCCUCUGAUAGCUCUCACACCUGAUGAGUUGGAAUCUCCCACUCCUAUGGACUCCAUUCCAAACAAAUUUCUGCAGCUCCCAGCAAGGGGACCAUGUGGUGUCCCCCAGCAGCAUAUGAAGAUUUUAUCUUGGAACUGCAGAGGGAUUUCUCGCCCUGCUGCAGUUCGUGGUCUCAGGGCUUUGAUCAGAGCCAAUAGCCCUGAUGUUCUCUUUCUCUCUGAAACAAAAACUUCUCCUUCUCAAGUCUCCUCUAUUCUGAAUCGUCUUGGUUUCUACUUGAUGACUCAAGUUGCUUCAAUUGGUUCUAGUGGUGGUCUUGUUCUUGCCUGGAGGUUAGGCGUGGAACUAGAAAGCUUUCUCACAAAUAAGAACAACAUCACUGCUUGGUGUUAUUCUGACCCUCCCAACUGCCCCUGGAUCCUAUCUUGUAUUUAUGGCCCCUCAGAAAAGAAAAACAAACUAGCCUUCUGGGACUCUCUCACUGCUGCUGGUGAGGCUUUUGUUAGUCCAUGGCUCUGCAUUGGUGAUUUCAACUUUGUGCUGGAUCAAUCUGAAAAACUUGGAGGCAGACCUGUUGCUAGCUCCUCCCACUGUCCCUUCAGAAACUUUAUAGAUCAGCAUGGCAUGGUGGACCUUGGCUUUGUUGGUAACCCCUUCACUUGGUGCAACAAUAGAAAAGGUUUUGCUACUAUUAAAGAAAGGCUUGAUAGAGGUUUAGCCUCCCUAGAGUGGGUUCAUCUUCACCCUGAUUUCUCUCUUAUCCAUCUCCCGGCCUCCAUCUCAGAUCAUAACCCCAUCUCUCUAAACACUAAUACUACCUCCUCCUUUUUGCCUAGACCUUUCAAAUUUGAAGAAUUCUGGACUCUGGAUCCCUCUUGUGGUCUGGUCAUUGCAGCUACUUGGAAGCAUUUGGUUUCUGGCCCUCCAGGCCUUGUUCUGGUGAAGAAGCUGGCUCAAACUAAAGCAGCCCUUAAAAGGUGGAACAACCUUAUUUUUGGUAACAUUCAAGCAAAGAUCAAGUCCUCUCUGUUUAAGAUUGAUCAGAUCCAGACUUCCCCUCCUAGCUCCCAAGCUAGCUUGCAAGAAUCUCUGCUGAAAAAAGAACUUGAUGGUUUAUUGAUUAAAGAAGAAUCUCUUUGGAGGUCAAAAUCCAGAGAAACUUGGUUGCAGUGUAAGGAUCUCAACACCAGAUUUUUCCACUCCUCUACUCUGAUUAGAAGAAGAUCAAAUGCAGUAAACUUUUUGAAGACAAAUGAAGGGGCAUGGAUUUCUGAUAGAGCUGAAAUUGGAGGGAAUUUUGUGUCCCAUUUCUCCAAUUUGUUCUCCUCCUCGGUUCCUCCUAUUGAAGAAGAUAUGCUUAGUCUUUUUGAUCCUGUUGUCUCUGCAGAGGACAACUCUUUCUUAUGUGCUUACCUCCUGAAGAAGAGAAAUUUUUUCCAGAAUCAUCAUCUGCAGCAGGAGCAAAAUCACUCUCACAUUGCUUUGAUUCCAAAGCAGCAGGGUUCUCAUUCAGUGCACCAUUUUCGGCCUAUCAGCUUGUGUAACAUUGUCUACAAAAUUAUUACAAAAAUUUUGGCUACUAGAUUGAAGACUUUGCUCCCCAAGAUCAUAUCUCCCCUGCAAUCAGCUUUUGUUCCUUCCAGAAAUAUCCAAGACAACACCAUUCUGGCCCAUGAGCUUCUGCAUUCUUUCAAAAGCAAAAAAGGGAAAGGGGGUUUCAUGUUUCUUCAUAUGGAUAUGGAGAAAGCUUUUGACAAAAUGGAAUGGGAUUUCAUAUUAUCUGUUAUGAAGAAGUUGGGAUUCCAUCCAUCUUGGAUUAACUGGAUCAGACUUUGCAUCUCCUCUUCUUCUUUCUCCAUUCUUAUUAAUGGAAGCCCCUUUGGUCAGUUUUCCCCCAAGAGAGGCCUUCGCCAAGGUGAUCCCCUCUCUCCAUUCCUUUUCAUCUUAGGCACAGAAGUCCUAUCUAGAUUGCUGUUUAGAGAAGAAACUCUAGGAAACAUCAAAGGGCUGAAAAUCUCCAGGAAUACCCCAGCCAUCCACCACCUCCUUUUUGCUGAUGAUCUCUUGAUCUUUGGUAAAGCCACCCUCAAAGAACCAAUAGUAUCUGUUCUUGCCUUAAGAAAUACUGCCUCUGGUCUGGCCAAUCCAUUAACAAUGGAAAAUCUUCUAUAA